Molecule: messenger RNA, 509 nt
Organism: Cylicocyclus nassatus
Lineage: Eukaryota; Metazoa; Nematoda; Chromadorea; Rhabditida; Strongylidae
Source: the annotation of a GenBank genome assembly
AGGUUACUAUGUUACGACUUGCUCCACGUGCAGCCACAACAGAGCUCCGCAGGCAUGGUAGUGGAGGGUUCUAUUCUGGCAAAAAUUUCGAAAACUACAAGCAAAAUUACACAAAGAUGUUGAAAGAAAGUAACGAUGCGAAGUUAACAUGGAAAAGAAUAUUUUUCUAUGCCUCGCUUCCGUGCCUAGCCUUGACCAUGUAUGCAGCUUAUAAGGACCACUCCCACCACAUGUCACAUGAAAGACCAGAACACGUCGAAUAUCCAUACAUGAAUGUUCGAAACAAGCCCUUUCCUUGGGGCGACGGUAAUCAUUCACUCUUUCACAAUCCCAGUGAGCAAUAUGUUCCCGGCGUUGGUUACGAGAAGGAGCGUCAAGCAGCAGCAGCAACAAAGAAGUAAAUAAACGAUUUUGAGUUGUUGAUACUUUUGCUUGUACAUAGUCAGUGGAUACUGUAGAUAUGGAUACUGUAGAUCAUGUCCUUUGUUUAGCGGAUAGUCGCGAUCUUC